Molecule: messenger RNA, 1121 nt
Organism: Tribolium castaneum (red flour beetle)
Lineage: Eukaryota; Metazoa; Arthropoda; Insecta; Coleoptera; Tenebrionidae
Exons: 2
Coding region: 159-1085 (308 amino acids)
Cellular component (GO): neuron projection; plasma membrane
Molecular function (GO): G protein-coupled receptor activity; peptide binding
Source: RefSeq, a predicted model, not a curated record
CAAUUAUGCGCUAAUGACAAUAAUACAGCAGCUACUGUGCUGCUGUAAUAGAUACAUAAAUUCGGUUUUGCUUGUUUAUCUCAAGACUUGUGCACACUUCAAGCAAUCGAAAUUUCUCUGCACUUUUGCAAUUGAAACUCAUCAUUUGUGAAUACAAGAUGACCACUGGAGGACCGGAUAUGACGGGAAAUUUCUCAGAUGCCUACGAACCUUUCUAUGAGAGUCCCUACCAUCGAAUUUUCAUCGAGUUGUUGACCACUGUGGCUUUGGCGUCUUUCGCAGCCAACUCCUUCCUUAUUUUUGUUAUUUUCAAGUACAAGAAGUUGCGAAAGGAGACAACGAAUAAGAUUUUUCUUCAUUUGAAUAUCCUGCAAGCUCUGUUUGGGUUUGUGACCCAGUUGAAUUUACGACUGGGUUACGUAUUUUUUGAGUGGAGUUGUGAGUUCUGCGUGUUUUGUUCUCUUUACCAAAUUGAACUGAAUGCUGCGUUCACCAUAACAGGCAUUCUGUUUCUUUUAGUCUGUGAUAGUUUUCUCAACAUCUAUUGCAAAGAAAAGUAUCAAAAGUUUGGCCGUUUUUAUAAAUAUUUCCUAGUAGGUCUUUAUGUAUUAACUGUGUGCACUUCAUUGGCGACAAUACGAUAUUGUUUUUUGUUAAAUUAUGUGGUUUUCAAGCCUUAUUAUGUUAUGAUAAUUGCUGCCCUCAUUAUUGUUGUGUUUCUGAUUAUUAUUAAUAUCAUACAUGCAGUUAGGAAACGAACAUUGACAAAUUAUCAGUCGAGCAAUAUUGGAUUAGUUGUGCCUAACAUUUUUUUUUUGUUAUGGAGCCCUUUUAUCAUAUUUUUAUUGCUAAAUGCACUAGCUAAUUUAGGGGAUCCUACAACGGCUACUGUUUUAUCUACUUUAGGUUUUUCAGAUCCUGUGUUUAACUUAGUUUACGUUUACUUCUAUGACAAUAAUUUUAAUGGAUUUUUGAGACAAGUUUUCACGUGUAGGUGUAAAGAAUAUAAUAGUGAAAAUUUCGAAGACCAGUCUGUCGCAUACAACGAUGUGGAAGGGGUCCAAAUCACCCAAAAUGAAAAUUAAUUUUUGUACUAAUUACUAAUAAAACAAUUAAAUAAC